Paramecium tetraurelia is the source of this 5184-nucleotide messenger RNA. RefSeq lists its product as uncharacterized. The transcript is spliced from 3 exons. NCBI's taxonomy places the organism in Eukaryota, Ciliophora, Oligohymenophorea, Peniculida, Parameciidae. The record is from RefSeq and is a predicted model, not a curated record. Gene Ontology annotation, molecular function: protein binding.
AUGUUAUAAGAAAUUGAAUUAACUCUUGAUCAGAUUUUAAAUCAGAUUGAUAAACAUGACGAUGAGCUUGAUUUUUCAGAAGAGGGAGGACUUGUUCGUAUAGUGGCAUUUGAUUAAUUAAAACUGGAUUUGAGGAAGAAGAUUGGCAUAAUCAACUUGUCUAAAAAUCGAUUAAAAAUGAUCGAGGAAGUGAAUUAAUUUUAUAAUUUGAGAACAUUAGAUGCUAGCAACAAUAUUAUAGAAGAUGUUAAAUUAAAAACAUAGAGUUUGCAAAUGCUAAAUUUAUAGCAUAACAGAUUAAAACGAUUUCCUGAUUGUGGUCCCUUAUCUUAACUUAAAUAUAUUGAUAUAUCUCAUAACUCUAUUACAACAAUUCAAAAUAAUGACAUUAAAUAAUUCUCAAAAAACUUAGAAGUGCUAUUAAUCAAUGAUAACUUAAUUAAAUUUGCUCAUGGAUAUGAUAUUAAGAACAUUCUUGAGGAAUUAAAGCAAUUGAAAAUAUAGACUUUGAACAUUUUGAGAAAUCCAUUUCUAAAAAGACAACCUCUUAUUGAAACUGCAUUUGCUGUUACAUUAUCUGGAAUACUGAAAACUUUGAAUACCAAAUCUAUAGAUUUAUUUGUACCCGAUGCUAAUUUCAAUAUUGAAGAAGUAUUAGGAGAUGUAGAGUUUAUUGAUAGUGAACCUGAUGAUGAAGAUUAGGAGUAUGCUAAACAACUAUGUGAGAAGAUAACUAAAUGUAUAAAUGAUCCUUAGGCAAUUGUCCCUUGUCUAAGAAGGAUAGACGAUUUAGUGAAUAGAAUUAUUGUUUAACCAAAUAAAGCUGAUUUGUGUUUCCUUGAUAAGGAUCCAAAGAAGUAGCAACAAAUUGCAGAAUAUAUAGACAGUUUCUUAUAAAAUUGCUUUCUUUUUGCUUAAAAUCAAUAGAGUUACGUAGAGUAAAUUCUAAAGGCUUUGGCUUAAUUAGCAAUUGUGAGAUGUUUAGAAAUUGGUCGGAGAUGCUUUUAAAUGGUGGUGGAAAUAGUGAGAAGUGGAACUGGUAUGGCAUUAAUAGCUAGGAACAUUAUUUAGAAAUAUAGCAUUCCUUUAUUGCAAUAAUAAAAGGAGUUAGAAUAUGUUCCUACAUUUGUCAUGGAAGGUAUUUUGAGAACUGUCGAAGAAAGAGAUGACGAGGAAAUGGUUCCAAUAAAGUUGGCUCAAUUUAAUUUUGUAGAUUGGCUGGAUUAGAUUAUGGCCAAUUAUAUGAAGGAUAUGGAUAACUUAAGAGAAGAACAACAAUAGAGAGAUGUUCUAUUUCUAAAUUUCAUGGCUUAGUUAGCAGAAUUUCAAAAGUUUGCAAAUGAAUAUCAUUAUAGAGGGAUCAUAUCUAAGAGCUUAGUUUUAUUCAAACUGUUAUUGAAAUCUGAAUUGGAUGAAUAAUACAUAGGCAUCUUGUAUUUGAUCAAUAAUUCAAUGAAAAGGAGUCAGAUAUGCACUAAGGAAGUAUUGGAGUCAAGAUAAACAGCGUGUAACUUUAUUAAGGAUGUGGAGGAUGAACUAAGGAAAUAUCUGUUUAUGUUUAAAAAGUUCAGAAAUUCCCUUUUAAAUCCUGAAACAAAAGAGAACAAGGAUACUAUCUUAUUGAGAUAUGAAAAAGUGGGGAUUCUCAUAUAGGUAUAUGGAACAAUAUGGAAAUCAGAUAACAUAGUAUAAUAAUAAAUAAAAGAGAGCUUUUUAGUGAAUGAAUUGUUAUAGAUGGCAACAAUUCCAGCAAUACAUCCGUAUUUAAUAAAUGCAGUAGCCAUUUAUAUUAGAAAGCUAUUGAAAAACAAAGUAAUUAAAGUAUAAUAACCUGGAGUGGAUAACAAUGAGAUUGUCAAAUACAUAUGUUUAAAAACUCAUAAUUGCGAAUUGCUAUUGCACUACUUAGGAGGAGACUACUAUGUUUUGAUGAUGAAACAGUUAGAUCCAACUAUCUAGAAAUUAACUAAAAACCUCAGUUCUUUACUGAAUGUAAAAGUGCAUGAGGUAUUUAGAAGUAUCAUUAAACUACUCAAAUUUUUCUCUAAGAAUGCCAUUGGGUAUGAUAGUCCAAUUUCUGAUAUUUGCAUGGAAGUAAGUAAGAAUUUAGAUAACAAUGGAAGAGAUGAAGCUUUAUUCAUUGUUUUAGCUACUCCUAGUGAUAUGGUCAGAUUGGCUGUAGUCUAAUGUCUAUUAACUAUUAAGGUUUCUUAAUUAGAUUCUAAGGAAAUUGGCAAAUUAGUUACACUCUUAGGUUCCUAUAGGAAUUUGGGUGCUGGUAAAACAGAAAGUGUGGUUGCUAAUAUUAUGAUGAUUUUGACAAAGAUUGUAGUUGGAGAGAAAUCAUCAUCCAGAGAAGAUUUUGUUACAGUGUUCAGUUAGAAUGCAACAUUAUAUGCCCUUGAUAUUUUAGAGAGAAAUCAAGAACGUGAUUUAUUAGAAUUAGGUGAAGACAAUUCAGAAUAUUAAGAGAAGGUCGAAUUAUCUUUUGGAACCAACAAUUUUUUGAAGUCAUUACAUUGUGAGCCAUUAUUAAGAGAGAAUCUGAAAGGACUCUACUAGGCUUAAUGUAUGAAGGUCUCACUUCUAAAUGAAGAUAGUUUGCUCACACCUGAAACCUUAGACAUUGAUAUUGAGAGAUCCUUUAUUGGUAAGUAAAAUACAUACCUGAUUUCAGUCUUAUUUAAUAGAGAUGCAUUGUUGCCUUACAAGAAGGUAUCUGAUAGAAUUUUGAUUAGAAUUGCAGAGAAUUUAGAAAUGAGACCGGAAGAUGAUGUAGAAGAUUUGAGUAAAGUCAAAAAUCCAGGUUUAUAUGAUUUUAAGGAAAUUCAAAAGAUUUGGAAGAAAACAGCUUUAGAUAGGAGAUCCAAAUAAACUGAAAUAUGGGAUGCUAUGAAAACUAGUGCAGAUCCAUUUCUAAUUGUUGAAAACCAAGAGGAUUCUGUUUAUCAUAUAAGUUAACAUCAAUUAUUCUACGAUUAGGAAGGAGCUAUAAACUUGUUGGGUUUCUUAGUUGGUCGAAAUUAGUCAGCUAAAUCCUUGUCUUUGAAAGAAUACUUUCUUGAAACCUUUGGAAACUAAUUGAUAUUCGAAAGAAUGCUUAAUUCAAUCAAUUUCUAUAUUCGUGAACAAGUUCAUGAGUACUGUGAUAGUUUAAAUAAACAGUAAGAGGUGAAAAAAUUAUCUACUACAAGAAUGAAUGAGAAAUUAACAACAAUAUUUCAAGGAUUACCAAUGCCUACAGAUCCAUUAAGAGGAUUCAUUAAAUAGAAACCCUAUUUUAAUCCAAAUAAGAUUAUUCAUUUCCCAAUGUUCACAAAGAAAGCAUUAAGUAUAACUUAGGAACACAUUACUUAUACUGGUAUUAAAUUUGAAGAAAGAACAAUUACUGUAUGUGCUUAUUUAAGAAUAGUUUAUGCCUUACUAGGUUAUUGUCCUUAGGAUCAAAAUAAACCAAAUGUUCAAAGAUAGAAAAUGGCUGAGUAAUUGGGAUAGAGAGCUGAAUAUAUUAGAGAGUUAACUUUAAUUUGCUAAUGGGCUGAUUGGCAUAAUGGGAAUAUAGGAGCCAAAUAUCUUAAAAUAAUGAAUGUAAUUUUAGAAUACUCUUUUUGUGCUAAAGAGAAGUCUUUUAUAAUAUCCUUCUUUGUUAUUGCCAAAGCAGUAAGAGAUAUGCUAGAUAUUAUCUCUGUUAAACUACAAAAUGAGGAUAAGUUCCCAUUGACUUAUGAUGAUUUGGUUUUGAUUAAAGAGACAUGUGAAUGCAUGAGCAAAAUUACAUCUAAUUUAACUAAAAUAUCAUAUGAAGAUAAAAUUAUGGAAACUUAUGAAAAAGAUUAUCUCGAAGAUUUCUAAAAAUUAAGAAUAGAAGAAAGAAAUUAAAUAGCUACACUUAUCAAUCGAUAAAUCGAUGAAUAUAUCUUACUUAAUUUGCUUCCAUUAUAAGGUUUUACAAUAUUCUUAGAAAUUAUUGUUUGGGAUAUGCAAUCAGAAAAAAGUCUCUUAGCAGCGGUAAGCUUAGAUGAAAAGUUCUUUAAAAUCAAAUCAUAGACAAGAUCCUCUUUGAUUAAACUAGUAGGUCUAUAUAUUGUAAAAUGUAAAAGCUUAAAAUUUUAGAUUCUAUCUGUGUUAACAAAAAUGGAAGUCUUUAACAAAAAAUUCAUAAGACAGUCAUUUAUUCAAGAAAUAUUAGAAGAUUUAUUUGCAUUCGAUUAUUAAUUAAAAUUACAAUCAGGUUUAUUAAAUAGAUCAAUCUUAAUUAAGAAUAAGGAUGACGAAGAGUAAUAAGGAAAUUAAAGACCUGAUUAUUAUGUUGAACAUUUUAUUAAAUGCUAUUAUCAAACACAAAAUGGCCUCAAUCUGCCUUCAUUAGUAGUAGUGACUUCUAAGUACUUUAUACUAUGUGAGGCAGAUGAGGAGAUCUCUAAGAAAGCUAAUCCUAAUAUUUAAUUUGAAAACCCAAAAUUAUUAAUGGAAUUUACUUCUCUUAAAUUGAUAUUCAAAAUUAAUAAAUCACAAAUCGAAGGCUGUUAUAAAAUGGAAGGCGAUCAAAGAAUUUGUGUUCUCUAUUCUGUAACUGAUUAGCCUCCUCCAUUCAAAGAUGAAGAUUCUUUAGAAGUAGCUAUCAUAUUCUUCCCUAAAAUAAUUUCAUUUAUGAAAUUUUAGAUAGCUUUGAAUAAUAUCAAGUUUUCUGAUGAUACAAUCAGUCAAGGUGCUUUGUUAUAUAUAAGUAAUGGUAUUUAACCAAGAUGUACAAUGUGGGCCGUUGUUAACCCUGAAAAACCAAUAUUUAGCAAAUUCAAAGAAUUUCACAAAAAAAGAAUGUUGAUCCACAAUGAUGGUACAUAAAUUCGAAUAUUCACUGAAAAUCUUGAAGAUUGGUUUUUCCUUAAGCCAGAUUUAAUGCUUGAACAAACAGUAAAUAAAAAAUAUGCAAAACUAACUUCAGAAACACAAAAGAAGCAAGCGAGUGAGCAAAACUAUUUCAAAUUGAAAGGAACAUAUGAUUUAAGUAAAAUGACAUUACUUGAGAUUGAUCAAACUUUACAUAAUUAAUUGAAUUUGUAAUUUGGAUCUUAAAAUGUUUUACGUCUACUUUUUGGAUGUGAUAGAGCAAGAGAAAUAUUUAAAUUUUCACUUUUAAAAUCAAUAGAAGUGAAGAAGUUCCAAAUUAAUAAUAUGAAAUGA